AUGACCAAAUCGUACAGCGAGAGCGGGCUGAUGGGGGAGCCCCAGCCCCAGGGUCCCCCGAGCUGGACUGAUGAGUGCCUCAGCUCUCAGGACGAGGAACACGAGGUGGACAAGAAGGAGGAGGAUCUCGAAGCCAUGCAAGCCGAGACCGAAGAGGACUCGCUGAGAAACGGCGAGGAGGAGGAUGAAGACGACGACUUAGAGGAAGAGGAGGAAGAAGAGGAAGAGGAAGAAGACGAUGAUCAAAAGCCUAAAAGACGGGGUCCCAAGAAGAAGAAGAUGACUAAGGCGCGCAUGGAGAGGUUCAAGCUGAGGCGCAUGAAGGCUAAUGCCCGGGAGCGGAAUCGCAUGCACGGGCUGAACGCGGCUCUGGACAACUUGCGCAAGGUGGUGCCCUGCUACUCCAAGACGCAGAAACUCUCCAAGAUCGAGACCCUGCGCUUGGCCAAGAACUAUAUCUGGGCGCUCUCCGAGAUCCUGCGCUCCGGCAAGAGCCCGGACCUCGUUUCAUUUGUACAGACCCUGUGCAAGGGCUUGUCCCAACCCACUACCAACUUAGUAGCCGGCUGCCUCCAGCUCAACCCCAGGACUUUCCUUCCCGAGCAGAACCAAGACAUGCCGCCCCAUAUGCAGCCGGCCAGUGCUUCCUUCCCAGUGCACCCGUACGCCUACCAGUCCCCGGGUCUUCCCAGUCCGCCCUAUGGCACCAUGGACAGCUCCCAUAUCUUCCACGUGAAGCCUCCGCACUCGUUUGGGGCUGCUCUGGAGCCAUUUUUUGAAAGCACCCUCACUGAUUGCACCAGCCCUUCCUUUGACGGACCCCUCAGCCCGCCCCUCAGCAUCAAUGGAAACUUCUCUUUCAAACAUGAACCUUCCAACGAGUUUGAUAAAAAUUAUGCCUUUACCAUGCACUAUCCCGCAGCUACUCUGGCAGGAGCCUCAGGCCACGGAUCAAUCUUCUCUGGCUCUGCCUCUCGCUGUGAGAUCCCCAUAGACAACAUUAUGCCCUAUGAGAGCCAUUCCCAUCACGAACGAGUCAUGAGUGCCCAGCUCAAUGCCAUCUUUCACGAUUAA
This is a messenger RNA of Emys orbicularis (European pond turtle), 1074 nucleotides long. It is a transcript of the gene NEUROD1, whose product is annotated as neuronal differentiation 1. Bases 1 to 1074 code for a protein of 357 amino acids. Lineage: Eukaryota; Metazoa; Chordata; Testudines; Emydidae. The record is from RefSeq and is a predicted model, not a curated record. Gene Ontology annotation, cellular component: nucleus. Gene Ontology annotation, biological process: axon development; sensory organ development; positive regulation of transcription by RNA polymerase II. Gene Ontology annotation, molecular function: DNA-binding transcription factor activity, RNA polymerase II-specific; E-box binding; protein dimerization activity. The transcript has a single exon.